Eleginops maclovinus (Patagonian blennie) is the source of this 1645-nucleotide messenger RNA. RefSeq lists its product as uncharacterized. NCBI's taxonomy places the organism in Eukaryota, Metazoa, Chordata, Actinopteri, Perciformes, Eleginopidae. The record is from RefSeq and is a predicted model, not a curated record. The transcript is spliced from 3 exons. The coding region runs from base 90 to 1598 and encodes 502 amino acids.
AUGCUGGUCACGUGACGAGAUACGACAGGGGCAGCCAUUUUGGCAGUCAUCGCGGCAGUAAAUUGACAGGCACUGGCAGACUGUCAAGGAUGGUGGAUAACUGCUGUGCACCAGGUUGCACAAAUAGGCGUGGGAAAAAGAAAGGUGUAUCGUAUUAUCGCAUUCCUAAAGACGCGGAGAGGAGGGAGAAGUGGAUUGGAGCGAUUAAAAGAGCCAGGAGCCUUCAGAAAAAGACUGAAAGAUGGGACCCCCCGGCCGUUGGCUUUCGCUUAUGCAGUGAUCACUUCAUAUCAGGGAGAAAGAGUGAUAAUCCGUUGAGUCCGGAUUUUAUCCCCUCAAUUUUCGAUUACCUUCCAUCUCCAGAGAAGAGGAGACAUAAAACGAGACUGGAGGUUUUUAACAGAAGGCAGAAGGCUAAACUGCACAAAGUAGAGCAGGCAAAGAUAUCUGCAGAAGCCAUCCGUCAAAGGACAUCAACUGAUGCAGCCCCAGAAGACCAUAUCACAGAGCCUUUGAAGGAGCCCCCCAUCACAGAUCCGUUGGAAGACUCAGCCGAUGAUCCUGUCCAGCCUGAACCAGUAACACCACCAUGCACCUCUGAAACCUGCUGUACCCGCAUCCAGAGUCUUGAGCAAGAAUGCCAAGCUCUAAGGGCUGAAAAUGUGUUGUUAAGGGAAAAGAUUAAUAGGAAGACCCUGACAGAGAUUAGUUUAAAUAACAAUGAUAAAAAGGUGAAUGUCCUCACUGGGCUGGCAACCUAUGCAUGUCUCAUGACCAUUUUUCAAUAUCUGGCUCCAUUUCUCAAAGUUAAAUCAUCAAUAACAUGUUUUCAACAAUACAUGUUGACUUUGAUGAAGCUUCGAAUGAACUUAACAUUUGACUUUUUGGGUUUUUAUUUUGGCAUCGACCCAACUACUGUCUCCAGGCACUUCAAAAACUGUGUUAAUUUGAUGUAUUGUAGACUGGUGCCAAGCCUAGUGGUGUGGCCUGAAAGAGAAUCUUUAAGAACAUCUCUUCCAUAUGUAUUUAGAAAUGGUGACUACGAGAAGACUGUUUGUAUCAUUGAUUGCUUUGAAAUAUUUCUAGAGAAACCAAGUAGAUUGCGACCCAGUGCGCAGUGUUACUCAAGAUACAAAUCACAUCACACCAUGAAAUAUUUAAUUGCCAUUUGCCCUCAAGGUUCAAUUUGUUUCAUUUCUACUGGAUGGGGAGGUCGCACCAGUGAUAAGUUCAUUACAGAACACAGUACUUUUUUACCUAAUAUUCUCCCAGGGGAUGUUGUUUUGGCAGACAGGGGGUUUCUGGUGAAAGAGUCUGUUGAAAGGUGUCAGGCUGAAUUAAAAAUUCCAGCAUUUACUCGUGGAAAAACACAGUUAGAUCCUGCUGACAUAGAGAAUACAAGAUCUCUAGCCUCUUUAAGGAUUCACAUCGAAAGAGUCAUAGGAGUACUUCGUCAGAAAUAUACUAUCUUACAAAGCACUGUGCCAAUAACUUUCACAGACAUAGAGAAAGAAAAUGAUGUUACUUAUCUUGAUAAAAUUGUGAGUGUAUGUUGUGGACUAACAAAUGUACCUGAUUCUGUGGUGCCCUUUGAGUGAUGAAUUUGUGCGUCAACAGAAAAUAAACCUUUUUGAUUCGCUUCUCA